Messenger RNA from Cladocopium goreaui, 5929 nucleotides. The record is from the annotation of a GenBank genome assembly. NCBI's taxonomy places the organism in Eukaryota, Dinophyceae, Suessiales, Symbiodiniaceae.
AUGGCGGGGCGACAGAGCCGGACAUACAAUCCAGACGAAGAUUGGUUCACGGACCCUCUGAAUCCAGAUAGUGAGACAAAUGCCAAAAGAAAGAGAUGGAAGAAAGGAUCGGUUUUGGAUGUUCUGGCAAAGAUGCGGCUGCCACAAGGGCCACAAUCUGUCAAGGAAUUAUUCAACUACCCUGAGCAACUAGUUCAGGCCGCAUUCUCGAAGCCUGAAUGGCAGGAUCGGUGUGUUGAUUUGCUCCGCUGGGGCGUUGUGGAGCACAGCGACUAUUCAGGGAUCUUUGCAGAAAGGGAAGCCAAGCGCUUGCUUUUCAUGGCUCUGGGCCAAUGCAAGGGAAUCCAUGUGCCGCACAUGGUGAGAAAGACAUGUGACAUAGAUCCAAGUUCACAACGCGUGCUACUUCACAUGUCUGAGGUACUUGAUGCUGGCGAAUCUUGUGUUUUCGCUGAUAUCAGGGCCCAGCUUCACCCUGAAGCACAGGAAUGGUGCUUAGCUGCCAGUCCCAAGCCUGAGGAUUCCAUCAAGGCUAAGGAGGACGCAUACCAAGCAAUGGCAGACUUUCUGCUGGAGAAUGGGCAUUGUGCAGUUGACCAGGAGCAUGCAGAUUUUUGCUUGAAGCACGGCACCAACUGUGUUGUCAACAGACCUCGGACGGAUCUCAACCUGUGCAACCGCCCCCAAGGCAUUUUCAGCGGGUCGCUGAUCGUUGGUAAUGCCGGCAACUGCUGCCAGGGAUGGAGCUCAGAGGGAAAGAGGGCAAGGAAAGCGCACAGCAGUCAGCAUGCUUGGAAUUCUUGGCUGGCUCAACGCCGUGAGUUGGCACUGAGAUCGGAAGAAGACAUGUUCUUCCAGGAAUGCACAGAACUUUGGGAUGUGGAAGGCUGUUUGGUGAAACCCUUGGAAGAUUCCCAUACGGUAGUUCAUACAACCGUUGGGCCUUCCACCUUGGGAUGGCCAACUUCUCGUAACCGUCUCUUGUCAGCUGGCUUAUCUUCCAACAGUCUUGUAUGGCUUGGGCCCACAGGGGCCGAUGCUGUGAAGCAAGACUUCGAGGCUGUGUUUGCAAGGUCCUGCAUGCUCACUGGUAGUGUUUUCUUCCAGGAGGAUGACGCAGAGCGGGCUGAAUGGUAUGAACGCAAGCUGAAGCAGAGAUGUUUCUUUGGUUCAAAAUUGCCAGAGGGUGAGAAGCUGAUGAGGAAGAUUCUUACCCCAGGCCAGCUUCAACGCUUAGAAGCCUAUGGCAAGCUCAGGGCAGAACACCAAGCUUUGGACGGGACAUUCAUUUGCGAUCUUGACCAUUGGCCAAACAGCCCAGGGCCAGAUUUUGGACCAAUGUUUCCAGUGCUUUUGAGGCAUGGAACCAUCCUUGACAUGAACACCGGGAAGUUUGCGAUGAACCUGGACCGUUUUCUCGCUUUGGGGUUUCAAAUGAGCAAGACAUUGAACCACAGGAUGGAGAUGAAGAAGAGGGCUCUGCUUGACGGGAUGUUUAAUUCUGCGGUUCGCGCAGCAGGCCAGGCGGAUCCUCCAUCAGCACAGUCUGAGGAUCCAAGCAACAAGAGCAAGAACAAGAAGGAUCCAUCAGCUGAACGUUUUGUCCCCAGGUAUGGAAAUCUUCUCCGCAUGUAUUACCCCCUGCUUGACAUGUUGGACAAAGCUGCUUUGCCUGAUUUCGCCCCAACCGGGCAGCAUAGCUACAAAGUGAUCGUCCCACAGACCGAAGGGACCGUGUCAGUGAGGGUUGAUCUCAGGGGUGUCAUGCUCACUGAGCACCCCAACCGGCAAAAGACUUUCCGUUUCAAGGGAGUGGAUGACAUUUGUCACUGUUGGGCACAGGCGUGCAACCAUGGCGUUGAUCUGUAUUGGUUGGCGCCUCCGCCACCUCGCCGUGCUGCUGCGAAGGCUUUGCCAGGCCCAGCUGCUGCUGAUGCUGGCGAUCAAGAGGAAGAGGAAGUGGGGGAUGUGGACCCAGCUGUGGCCCCAGCUGGAGGUCCCCGCUUGUACGAUGGUUUGCCCCCUGCGCCUGGUCCGGGAUACCGCAGGGUGGAACCAGGGGAUUCAAGUUCAUCUUCCUCGGAGUCUGACGGCGAUGGUGGUAGUUCUGCUACUACUCGCGUCUGUGAUGAUGAUGAUGAUUUCGAUUUUAUGCAGUGGUUGUGUGAUGGGUCUGAAGAGGAAAAUGAGGAGCCAGUCCCAGAGCAGGACAAAAAGAAGCUUCGUAGGAAAAAAGAGGCGUGGUUUCCCAGCAGGAUUCGGAUUUCAGAUUUCUUCAUGUGUGUUUUGCUGCUUCAGUGCGUUUGCGCCAUCAUGGACACGCCGGCAGAGAAAUCAGAUCCACCUCAGAAUGCUGAGCCUCCUGCUGACGAUGGCAGUGAGGGUGAGCAGGAAGCUGAGGAUUGGGGUGAUGAGUUCAAUCAGAUGGCCCCUAAGGCCAAAGCCAAAGCAGCGUCAAGAGGCAAGGGCAGAGGGAGCCGCUUCUGUGCAACAAACGAUCAUAAAAAAGCCUGGGACAAUAUGGUGUAUCAAAGAAGAAGCCGCAAGAGCCUCACGGAGAAAGAGCGAAGCGCGUUCGAUGAGGCCAUGAAAGAUGAUAUGGCUGCAGGCCGUGCAGUGGAAGCCUUCGCUCGGGACAACCCUCCUGAGAUGAAAAAGAAAGGCUUGGUGGACUUCGCUCAGUUCUUGCGGAUCGUUGGGCAAAGGGUUGGCAAACGUGACACAAGCGGUGAUGUCCCGAUGACAGAACGGGCCUUUUACAAACAUUGUGAGAAUGUUUGGGGCUUGUCUGAGUCGGAAGCUGCUGAGUUGUGGAGGGAUUAUGACAGUGAUCCCCAGGCUGAACGGGACAGCAAAGGGUUUCAUGGAGCUUUGCGCUUGUGGAUCCCGGCGCAUGAAAUCAAAACAAGAGAGAGAGAGCACUACGUGGACAAUAGAGUUACGGAAGGAUCAGAUGUGAUGAAGGACCACCUGCGUCGCCAAGACUUGGGCUUCCGUGAUGACCAUUUCCAGAUCAGUUCUGAUCAACAUGUUGAUGUGGCAAUGCGAACGCCGGUCAAAGGUGCAGCUCUUGCUGAGGGCCCUGGGAAUGUGAAACCUGAGGUUGAAGACAAGUUGGAAACCCCAGAGAAAUCGGUCAACAUGACCAGGGAAAGACCUAUGUUUCACAGAUCUGCAGACGCCGGGCUCCGAAAAAUGAAAGCCGAGUUGUCAAAGGUCAUGCAGGCAGGGGUGGCAGCCAGCCUGGUCCCAGACAACUCGCUGUGUUCUGGAGACUCAGCUGCCGGGUCUGCGGGUGCCGAUGAGUCAAGCUGCGCUUGGACUGAUGGUAUGACAGAUGCACAGAAAACGAAGGUGAAGGAAGCAGUGGAUGCUAGAAAGAAGCUGUCCUUUGAAGACUUUCUCAAGGAAAGCAGGACAACGCAGCAGAAGUUUUGGGAUGGUGAGCAGACGGCCCUUGUACCCUUGGCUGUGCUUGAGAGCCUUGUGGAGAAGAUUCUGGAAACACAUGAAGUGGGAGCCUUUCUUGAGUUGAAGAAGCAAUGGGCAAACGCCCAGGUGUGCAUGCAAACUUUUACAAAGGGCAUCAAGCAAUCUGCGGAUGACUUGGUGAAACAUAUGAAGGUGAAGGUGGCUGAAGCUGCCCGGGAGAAGAAAAGAAAGGCCGAGGAUGACGCAAAGGCUCAGCUGCAGAAGAUCAGAGAAGAGGCCAAAACUGCGGCUGAUGCCAUCAAGAAACGCAAGACUCAGCAUGAGAAAGUGUGUCCAGCCCUCUUUACAGCUACCUGGGAUGAACAGGCUGCUCCGAAAGUCAAUGCAAUUGACGAUCCCGAAUCACUGAAAGAUGGUGAUUGGGCAUCUCCAUGGAUCAUGGUCAAUACCGAGAAGUCUGAGGCUGUGAAGGAAUGCAUUGGUGGAACUGCUUUGUCCCGGUCUUUGACAUCAUGGGGAGGGCAGUACAAAAAGAGUAUGGCACAGGCAAAGUUGCAUCACGUGACCUACCCACUUGAUGCCAAGACUGGUUUGAACGAGGUCAACGCUUUGUUCGACUUAUGGAUCGGAGAUGACCGCAAGGUUGACAUUUCAGAGGUGAAGGGCGGGUCAGCCUUCAUGGAAGCUGCCUGGCUUUUUGGAUGUAGUGCUGAGAUGAAACAUGUGGGGUUCAACACCAACCAUGCAGGUCUUAUCAAAGUACUUGCAGUUGGGGAGGUUCGCCAUCUUCUUCUGGAGUGGCAGUCAUUUGUGAAAGCCUUCCAGGAGUCCCUUGGGGAUGGAUCUGACGGUCUCAGCCCUGAGGACCUGUUUGAAAAAUUCAAAGAAGCGGAUGAGAACAAGAUCAUUGAGUUAUGCAAGCGUGGGGCCAACAUGUCGCAGUGCAUUCUCAAGAAGCAUGACAUCCUUUUUGUUCCGACAGGAUGGGUGACGGUAGAAGUUUCUUCCGAUUGCACUUUGAUCUAUGGCUUCCGCAAGUCUGUCUUCUUGAAAGGAUCUGCUGAGGCGUACAGCACGGCCGUGAAGAUUGUGAAGGGUGGUGGUGGCAAGUCCGAGAGGCGUGAGCGAAAAGAUAGCACUAGCCCACCACCACGCAAGGAGGAGAAGGGUCGUGGUUCCCGGCGCCAGCGAGAGGAGCGUUCAGAGGAUGAGGAGGAGCCCAAGAAGUCUCGCCGAAAGGACCGAGAGGAGGAGGGUGACAGGGACAGGGGCGACCGAGAGGAGCGACGUGGUCGCAAAGAGGAUGAUCGAAGAGGUGGUCGCCGACAAGAUGACUCUCCCCGCCGUGGUCGCCGGGACCGGGACGGGGACCGCGACCGGGACCGCGACGGUGACCGCGACAAGGACCGCGAUGACCGGCGGGACCGGGACCGCCGCGACUGCGACCGCCGCGAUGAUCGGCGCGAUGAUCGCCGCGACGAUCGCCGCGAUGAUCGGCGGGACGACCGGGACCGCGGCGAUCGACGCCGGGACGACCGGCGGCGGGAUGAUGAUCGGCGGCGCGACGAUGACCGAAGGGGGAGGGGAGAUGAUCGACGCCGGGAGGAAGACGACCGUCGGCGUCGCGAUGACGAUCGCCGGAAGAAGCGAGAGAAAUCUCGCGAGAAGUCUCGAGAGAAGUCUCGAGAGAAGUCACGAGAGAAGUCACGAGAGAAGUCUCGAGAGAAGAGCGAUGACGAUGAUGAGCCCAAAAGGCAACGUGCCCCCAGUGAAGAUGAAGGACGCAAGGAAGAGAAAAAGCCUGAAAAGGACGAGAAGGAGAGCGACGAGGAGGAGAAGAACGAGAAGCGCAAAGAUGACAGCGAGGAGAGAAAACCUGAGCGCCAAGAGGAUGGACAAGAAGAGGAGCGGGAGCACUCGGAAAAGCGGGCCAAACUCAGUCCCGAGGAGGAGAAAAGACGGAAGGAAGAUGAAAUGAGGCGAAGGGAAGAAGAGCUCCAGCGCCGCCGCGAGGAAAAGCGCCGGCGCGAAGACGAGGAGAGGAGCAAGAUGGAAGCCGACAGGAGAGCAGAAAGACAGAAAGAGCGUCAGGCGGAACAGGACAAGCGAAAAGAUGAGGAGCGUCACAAACGCGAGGACAAGCAAGAUGACGAUAAGGAGCCAGAUGAGGAAACCAAAACUGAGGCCAUGCUCUCAGUGCUGAAGGUGAUUCAGAAGAUGUCAUCGAAGGCUGCGCCAGAGACCUUCGAAAGCUUGAAAAAGGAACUCGAUGAGGUCCUACACACAGAGCUGCCAAAGACUGGGGACCAACAGCCAGUCCUCAAGGCCGAGGCAGAUCGUGUGGUGGAAUUUGCCAAGCGUUAUGUGGCUGAGGUCUCCGAAAAUCAGUGAGCCAGCGAUUUCACCAUGCGAAGAUGGUGGUGGCCGCUGCUGCGAUUUCACCAAAAAAAACAGGUUGGUGAAAGGUGACUCAGAGAUAGCCUUUGUUCGGAAAAAC